Molecule: messenger RNA, 4047 nt
Organism: Porites lobata
Lineage: Eukaryota; Metazoa; Cnidaria; Anthozoa; Scleractinia; Poritidae
Source: the annotation of a GenBank genome assembly
AUGCAAGCCCUUGCUGAUGGAGAUCCACAGUAUAAGAACAUCAGAUUAGGUCGCGGUCAGCAAGGUUAUCUGGCGCACAAACUUUGUCAAGAAGCCGGGGUAACCAAGGGACCCUGUGGUGCCGAAGAAAUGCAGCAAUUUCAAGAUCAUUUAGGUCCUCAAGGUUAUCAGAUCAUUGUCUUUGAAGGACAACGAGGCAUGAUUUGGUUCAAAGACCGCGCUUACAAUGAUGCGUCCAAGAAAAUUUGCCUACUUAAAGUACAAAAUCACUUUCAUGGACUGCGUAGCAUUCCAGCCCUGUUAAAUAGAAGUUAUUAUUGCCAUCACUGCGAGAAAGGCUACAACCAAGAAACGAGCGAAAAUCAUAAUUGCCUUGGGCAGAACGGUAGCAGUUGCAAAAGAACGAACGGAAGUUGUCCUAAUUUCGCGACCUACGUGACACCAGAAGUCUAUUGUGAUCAAUGUAAUCAAAAGUUUUACGGACAGAACUGUUAUGACGCACACAAACGAGGAGCGAAUAGUGUUUGCAGCCGAUUUAAAAAGUGUCACGAAUGCUGCCAAGUUUACAAGUUCCGUCCCAAAAAGAAACAUCACUGCUAUCACGCUCUUUGCCGAAACUGUAAAGAAGUCACACUUGUCAAUCACCGUUGUUUUAUUCAACCCAUUGUGGAUGAAGACAAAACAGCGUGGGGUCCACGUAUGGUGUCAGAGCAUGCGGACGAAGAAAGGAUGAUGGAAUUUGAAGAGGCAGAGAACGAAGGAGACAGUGAAGGAAAAGAAAAAGUGGAACCCAUGAUUUGUGCCAUGGACUUUGAAUGUACGCAGAAUGAAAUCGAAGAAUUUGAAGUAGUGCGUGUUGGAUGGAAAUAUCUGGGUGAGAUCGAUAGUUAUCAGGAAGCGGGAACAGCGAUGGAUUUGUUGCGUGACGCUCAAGCGAGAACUGUCAUGGAGGACGGUAAAGAACGCAAAGUCUAUGUGUAUGCUCACAAUAUGCGUGGUUUUGAUUCAUCCUUUCUUUUGCAUGCUUUGUAUGAUCUGGGCUACCAGAUUGUGAAAGUAUUGAGUGUGGGAGCCAAGUAUUUGUCGUUCGAGUGUGGUAACCUUAUUUUUCGUGAUUCGUUAAAUUUUUUUAAUAUGGCCUUAGAGAAAUUACGGGCGACAUUCAAUUUGACGGAAACACACAAGGGAUUCUUUGCAUAUUCGUGGAUACGCGAGUCCAAGUAUGGGUAUGUGGAUGCUUAUCCACCAGCAGAGGACUAUCACCCAGAAAGGAUGUCAGAGAAAAGACGUAAAGAAUUUUACGCAUGGCACAAAGAAAAAGUGGAAAGCGGGGCAAUCUUCGAUUUUAAGAAAGAACUCUCUGCCUAUCUUCAUAGCGAUGUUGAAGUCCUCUUUCAGUCCUUGGAAGCAUUUGGAAAAGAAAUGGUCGAACUGACUGGAAUUAAUCCAGUGAUUGAAUGCGUUACCAUCGCGAGUACCGCCAACAAGGUGUGGAGAAAGAAAUUUCUGAUUCGAGACCUCAUUGCACUUGAACCCAAAAACGGAUGGCGCCAAAACCAACAGAAUCAAAGUGUGGAGGCCCUGCAAUGGUGGGAGUUUGAAAAUUCUAAGAUUGGAGGAGGAAUUCAGGUAAGAUAUUUUUAGUUGCAGUAAAAGUCUGCACAUUUUAAAUUUAAUUUGCAGUGUUUUACUGCAUUUUUCAGUUCGCGAGAUGUUUCAUAUUGUGCAAUGGCAAAUGCACACUACAAAUCAAAAAUUACAAGGAAUUGUAUGGGAAAUAUGUGUAAAAAGUAUGCGCUUAAGAAAAAUUAUUUGCAGUGUUUUACUGCAUUUUUCAGUUUGCGAAAUCAAUUGAACUGUGCAUUUGUGUAUGCACACUGUAAAAUUAUAAUCUGCGGACCGCACAGAACACAAAAACAAAUGUAUAUUUAUCUAUUUUUCAGCAUGUGCGAAACUCACUCGAUGGCGAGGCCCGUGUUUUAACCCCAGCUCCGUCCUACAAUGUGGAUGGUUAUCAUGCAGACAGCAAUACAGUGUACGAGUAUCAAGGAUGCAUUUUUCAUGGUUGUAAACGAUGUUUCCCCCUCAGCCGUCAGAAGAAAAGACACUGCCAUCCGGACCAAACCAUCGAAGAGGUCUAUGAAGCCACAUGUCUGAAGACCGCAAUCCUCCGAGAUGCUGGCUACACAGUGAUUGAAAAAUGGGGGUGCGACUUUGCCCAGCAGAAAAAAACAGACCCAGAGCUCCAAACCUUCCUGGAAAGCUUUGAACUAGUUCCACCGCUCGAACCACGAGAUGCCUUCUUUGGUGGACGUACCGGCGCCACAACAUUGUACGCCAAAGCUGCUGAGGGAGAAGAGAUCUCGUAUGUAGAUUUCACUUCCUUGUACCCCUCCAUCAACAAAUAUGGAACUUAUCCUGUGCGAUUUCCAGAAAUUUACCUCAACCCUGCCGAUUAAAAUAUCUUCCAUUAUUUUGGUAUCGCUCAGGUCGACAUCCUUGCGCCUGAGCGGCUUUUUCAUCCUGUUCUCCCCGUCAGAGAAGGAGGAAAGCUGACAUUUCCUUUAUGCAGAGCAUGCGUUAAAGAAGAAAUGGCCAAACCACUCCUAGAAUGCAGCAAUAUGUGUGGUCACACUCGUGAUCAGCGAAUGUUACACAGUACCUGGUGUACUCCGGAACUGCAAAAAGCAGUAGAAAAAGGAUACGAAAUCCUGAAAAUCCAUGAAGUCUGGCAUUUUAUCCCAGAGAACCGCUGCACCGGACUGUUUGCGGAGUAUGUAAACACCUGGCUCAAACUAAAACAGGAGAGUGCCGGCUGGCCUAAAGAGUGUGUGACAGAUGAGCAGAAAGCAGAGUAUAUCAGAAAGUACGAAGAGCACGAGGGGAUUGAACUUGAAAAUGUAGCAGAAAAUCCUGGACGGAGAUCUAUUGCGAAGAUGCUUUUGAACAGGUAACUAGUUAUGUUAAAAUCAAAAUUUCCAAAACGUUUUAUGAUGAAACCCCGAUAAAACGAUGAAACCACGAUGAAACGGCGAUUCAUCAUCGAUGAAACCACGAUGAAAAAUCUUUUAAAGUUUAAGUUACAGACUUUUUUCCACACUUAAGAAAUUAAGUUGCAGUAAAAGUCUGCCCUUUUUAAAUUUAAGUUGCAGUGUUUUACCGCAUUUUUAAGUUCGCGAGAUGUUUAAUACUGUGCAAUUGGGAAUGCAUGCUACAAAUCAAAAAUUAGAAGGAAAUGUGUGUAAAAAAGUCUGCACUUAAGAAAAUUAACUUGCAGUGUUUUACUGCAUUUUAAGGUUUGCGAUUUGUUUCGUACUAUGCAUUUGCAUAUGCACACUGUAAAAAUUAUAAUCUGCGGACCUCGCAGAAAACAAUAACAAACUUAUAAUGUUUGUGUUUUCUUUCUUUUUUCUAUUUUUCAGCUUAUGGGGUAAAUUUGGCGAGCGUCAAAAUAAACCAGUGACCCGCUGUAUUACACAGCCAGCCGACCUGUUUCGUUUACUCGACGAUCCAGUGUUCCAAAUUUCCGCGGUUCGCAUUUGUAGCGAAGAUGUGAUGGAGGUUGUCACCACGACUGCCGAAGAUGAAUGUGAGCGCAGUUUUAAAACCAACGUGUUCGUCGCGGCCUUCACAACGUCUCUCGCUCGUCUGAAGUUGUAUGAAGCCCUUGAUUUUUUAGGUGACCGAGCUCUGUAUUACGAUACAGACUCGGUCAACAACAAAACCAAACCUGGUCAGGAAAAACUACCACUGGGAACGUGCCUCGGACAGUUCACAGAUGAACUUGAUGGCGAUUCAAUCGUGGAAUUUUGCAGUGGCGGCGCGAAGAAUUAUGGAUAUCUUACCAAGAAAGGCAAGGUGGAGUGUAAGGUGCGUGGGUUUACACUCAAUUACGAGACACUCCAGAUUCUCAACUACUACACAAUGCGGGAUAACAUCCUGAAAGAAUUGGAUCACCCCAUGCAGCAGCGGCGAGAAAUGGCAACUACCAUUCCUGAUUUCUUUGCCAGAGACCAAACGACCAAGAAGAUUAAACUCACAGAAUGA